Messenger RNA from Esox lucius (northern pike), 564 nucleotides. RefSeq names its product hemoglobin subunit alpha-2-like. Bases 44 to 475 code for a protein of 143 amino acids. Gene Ontology annotation, cellular component: blood microparticle; haptoglobin-hemoglobin complex; hemoglobin complex. Gene Ontology annotation, biological process: oxygen transport; hydrogen peroxide catabolic process. Gene Ontology annotation, molecular function: organic acid binding; oxygen carrier activity; heme binding. The record is from RefSeq and is a predicted model, not a curated record. Lineage: Eukaryota; Metazoa; Chordata; Actinopteri; Esociformes; Esocidae. The transcript has 3 exons.
UCUGUUAAGUUUGCUGGCAGCAAGUCAAGAAGUUGAAGCAACAAUGAGUCUCUCCGUUAAAGACAAGGCUGCCAUCAAGGCCUUUUUUGGCAAGAUUGGUGACAAGGCUGGGGAUGUUGGCAAUGAGGCAAUUUCCAGGACGCUGGUGGUGUACCCACAGACCAAGACUUAUUUCACCCACUGGAAGGACCUGAGCCCCGGUUCUGCCCAGGUCAGAAAGCACGGUGCAGUCAUUAUGGAAGGCGUUAUGAAUGCCGUGGAAAAGAUGGACGAUCUCAGUGCUGGUCUUCUCAACCUCAGCGAGCUGCAUGCCUUUAUGCUGCGAAUUGAUCCCGCCAAUUUCAAGAUCAUCAACCACAACCUAUUAGUUGCGCUUGCCAUGCUGUUUCCUGGUGACUUCACCCCUGAAGUGCACGUGUCAGUGGACAAGUUCCUGGCUCAACUUGCCCUGGCCCUGUCUGAGAAAUACCGUUAAAGAAAGAAGGCAGAAGCACGUGUUCUUUUUGGUGGUGUCAAUUAAAAUAACAACAUUCAAUAAAUAAAACCCACAGAUCAAAUCUGAAA